Topomyia yanbarensis is the source of this 1035-nucleotide messenger RNA. Its product is annotated as kelch-like protein 18. The record is from RefSeq and is a predicted model, not a curated record. The coding region runs from base 1 to 1035 and encodes 344 amino acids. Lineage: Eukaryota; Metazoa; Arthropoda; Insecta; Diptera; Culicidae. The transcript is spliced from 3 exons. Gene Ontology annotation, molecular function: protein binding.
AUGCAAUCGGUUUACCCGAUCGAGGUUUGUCGAGGAAAUUUCGGGGAAAGGCCGAACUGCCUACAACUCAUUAAUCAAAGGCUUAAUAACCUAAAGCACACAAAUAUUCAAAUCCAUAUCGGAGAAAUGUCAUUCAACUGUCACACAUUGCUGCUACAGUGUUUUUCGGAAGUUUUCGACGAAUUGGGCAACGUACCGGAAGUAACGCUACCGAAGGAAAAGGUCACCCCCAGAGCAUUCCAGAUCGUAUACAAUUGGCUUUUGUCACCGAAACCCGAUGUUCCGCGGGAACAUUUCAUAGAGGUGUUUCAAGCGGCAGAAUUUCUACGGAUCACUGCGCUGCUGGACCAGUGCUGGACUUGUAUUGGUGAUACAGAAGCAUUACUGGAGGAUCGGGCCUUUCAAUUAUACACUGAGGCACUUCCUUUUAAUCAAACUGUUAUACAGAAUAUGAUGCUGAAAAGGAUAUGCAUUUUUUUCCUGCCGUUAGUUGCUUCCGAGGCAUUUGUGGAACUGCCGUUGGAGGAUCUGAGUUAUCUACUGAAGUCCAAUAGUAUCGGCGUGUUUUCCGAAGCGGAUGUUCUGUACGCUGCUGCCGUUUGGCUACUUUACGAUUGGGAAGCUCGCAACGAACACGUCGGUGAUGUAAUAAAGUUGGUACGUUUUCUACUUUUUAGUCCAGCUCUGUUAUCCGCUCUGAUCGGGUGCGACACAGACGAGCGGAUUAUUGGUAUUUUACAGCAUGCUGUCACGCAGAAUCUAGCCACUCAGGCACUAGCUAAUUUGUGUAAAUCAAAUUCGGACCAAGUUAGCAAACCUGACAAUCGCGUCUGGCUAAAGGAUCCAGAAGUACCUGCGCCGGAACAUGAACGGUCCGGUUACAUUCCUUACCACCAGGAGUGUCAGUUUAAUGAAUUCCUGAAACGGUUGGAAGAUUUAGGGCACAAUCGGAAUAGCUGGUGCUGCUGGCAGAAAAUUGAAAUCGUUCUUGAUAUGGGAGCGCUUUCUUUGAACUACGAUACCGAUUCUGAAUAG